ACCUGAUAAUAUUUUAUUAUGAUUAUUGUUAAUAAAGAUUUUGCAGCUGUUCAAGGUUGGCUGCAGAUUUGAGGUCCUGUUGAAAUGCUUUAAUAAAUACCGACAAUCACACUUUAUUUAUAUUUGUGCACUUGCACUGUGGCAUAAUUUUAUAUUAGACGUGCGAAAGGACAAAAAUAUAUAUUUUAAAAGGCAAAACAAGCAUUUAAAAAUACGGUAUAGUAGCGCUUUAUAAGAUUCUUACAGGCGUACGAUGGGCCGACUUAUGACGGAGGGUACAUCACAGAAAGCAUGGCAGCCUAGCAGGCCAUGCUAAACACAACUACAAAUGUGAUGUGUCGAAUUUAGCUUCCACGCCGUCUAAUGUUAUCUGUUGUUAUUUAUUUAUUUGUUUAUUUAUUUAUUACCUCAGGGCAGGGCAGGACGGGGCAGCCUAUAGUCAGCGGGGAUGUGUCAUUUUGCUGCGUAAAGCCUGUUUCAUAAAGGGAGACUGAGCGUGUCUGUCUGCUCGGGCACUUCACUAUAUAGGACUCUUCCUUUAACACCGCCCGCCGCGCACAAAGGCGGAGGAGAGCACGGAGAGGCAGCUAAACGUUUGAAGACGCCAAGCAGAAAAGGUCAAAAUGUUUAUAUUAUUUUUGAAAAGGGUGGUGCUGAGUGCUCCUUUCCGCCUGAUUGGCUGAACUUGACAGUGAUUGACGUGCAUCCAUGGCAACCGGGCAGCCAAUCUGCCAAGUCCAAUAGGAAAUCAUCGGAGGGGGCUUGACUGUCUUUUUCUCUCCCCCCUCCUUAAAAAUACAUCUCAGCUCGGGCUUUAAUUCUUUCGUACAUUCAAUCCCAGCAUACCUUGAAAAAUAGACUACACCGCCGCAGUGGCUUUAAUUUUUCCCCUUGCACCUUCAGCCCUUUGCCUGCCAAGUUUGCCAAGCCCAGAGGAUGCGGUAGCCGGCCCCCACGCAGCAUUGUCCCUCCUCUGUGGCGCUUUUGGCGUGUGCGUUUUUUCACGGCUGGUCAGACGAUUGGUUUGAUAACUUUGGGAUUGCCUUGUUUUCUGGGUUGUCUUGGAUUGCCUCGGCGCACGGGAAGAAGAAGCAGAGGACUCGGCGCGGAGGAGAGAGAGAGAGAGAGAGAGAGGAGAAAGGAGGGGGAGAGGGAAACACGGGAGAAGCCUCCAUGUUUCAGUUGCCCAUCUUGAAUUUCAGCCCCCAGCAGGUCGCCGGGGUCUGCGAGACUCUGGAGGAGAGCGGGGAUGUCGAGCGCCUGGGCCGCUUCCUCUGGUCGCUGCCCGUCGCCCCAGCGGCCUGCGAGGUCCUCAACAAGAACGAGUCGGUGCUCAGGGCCCGGGCUGUCGUCGCGUUCCACACUGGCAAUUUCCGUGAACUCUACCAUAUCCUGGAGAACCACAAGUUCACCAAAGAGUCGCAUACGAAGCUGCAGGCGCUGUGGCUCGAAGCGCACUACCAGGAGGCUGAGAAGCUGCGGGGCCGCCCGCUGGGACCGGUGGACAAAUACAGGGUGCGGAAGAAGUUUCCCCUGCCCAGAACCAUCUGGGAUGGAGAGCAGAAAACCCACUGCUUCAAGGAGAGAACCCGGCACUUGUUAAGAGAGUGGUAUUUGCAGGAUCCCUAUCCAAAUCCCAGCAAAAAGAGGGAGCUUGCACAGGCUACUGGACUUACACCCACACAAGUAGGAAACUGGUUCAAAAAUCGCAGACAAAGAGACAGAGCGGCGGCCGCGAAGAACAGGCUCCAGCAGCAGGUCCUGUCCGGCGGCUCGGUUCGCUCCCUGGCGGACGAGGAUGGCACCGUGGACCGCCUGGGGAACUCCUCCAGUCCCGAGGCCAGUCUGUCCAGCAAAGCAGCCGCCUCGGCCAUCUCUAUCACCUCCAGCGACAGUGAAUGUGACAUCUGACGGGCAGAUCGAGGGUGUUAAUGAAUUAAAAGGGGAUACGAGUGAAAGACAAUCCAAUAAACAAGUCAUAGUGCCUGCGUUGAGAUAAAAAAAAAAGAACAUACACACAUAUACACAUACAUACACACACAAACUAAUAUUUGACGGCUGCCAAAACAUAAAGGGAUCUGUGAUCUGCUGCGGACUGCCCGUCCUUAUCCUUUUAGGCCUAUACUUUUGUUUGCGUUUUACCCACGUGCGGAUAACUGAACUUAACACUUGGACGAAACACAUUUCACGGACUAAUAAGCCAACGCUUCGAGAUGAAACGUUAAAAAAAGAAGAAGAAAAAAUAAGUAAAAGGAAAAAAAGGAAAAAGGGAUGAAGACAUCCACACGCGCCUAACCUGCUGUUCUCUGUGGGUAUUUCAUGUUGAAAAGAACUGUGAUAUUUUUACUUUAAAGUUUUAUAAAUAAUGUUUAUUUGCCUAUUUAAAACGAUCUGCUCUGUCUCUUCGAAUUUCAUAUUCAUUUGCUUGGUGUUUUUAAUACUUACCUUCUACACAGGUAAACCUGUUGAGCAUGCGCGCUUUAGUGAACAUGUGUUUCAGUAAAAAGAAAAAAAACCCGUAAAGAUAACUUAAUAAAAAUAAUUGUUGAUUCAAGAGAGUUUAAAGUUCAGUCUUAUUUCUUGGAUUGUCGUGUGGAUAGAGUAAGAGGAGAAAAAACAAAGUGUGAAUAAAGCUGUAAAAAUAUGAACAUUAAUAUGCUGUUAUAUAAUAAUCUUGGAUUUUUUCGCUAAGACAAACGUUCUAGUGAUAUUCGUUUUGAUACCUCGAUGCUCGACUCCUUGACACGUUUCAGAGUGAGGCCUAAUUGGCCGACAUGCUUUGCGUCCUGUAAUGCAGGGUGACAGCGAGAGGUCACGGAAAGGCCGGCUCACUAACCCGGAUGAUCUGCGGGAGAGACCAUGGAGAUCAAAACACAGCACAGAUUGUGGACCUGGGCUUUACGCUGCACAGACGGCGCAGGAACAGGCUUCUUAAAUCGUGCAAGUGUCCAUUUUCCCAAGACAUCGAGAAUCAGACCGUACAUGAGGCAAAGCAGUCUAGUAAUUAACAUAAACAGACAGCGACGAUGAAUUUAACACGGUGAUACACACGUGCAUCAUGUUAUCUUGACAUAUAUGUGUUUGGACAACAGCUAUAUAGUUUGUAAGUUAGAUGUGUGUGUGUGUGCGCGCGCGCGCGCAACUGAAUCCUAAUUUCAUGUUCGGCAACCCUUCAGCUACAAAAAAGCUUUUUAACUAU
Messenger RNA from Haplochromis burtoni (Burton's mouthbrooder), 3199 nucleotides. RefSeq names its product SIX homeobox 6a (gene six6a). NCBI's taxonomy places the organism in Eukaryota, Metazoa, Chordata, Actinopteri, Cichliformes, Cichlidae. Gene Ontology annotation, biological process: regulation of transcription by RNA polymerase II; eye development. Gene Ontology annotation, molecular function: DNA-binding transcription factor activity, RNA polymerase II-specific; RNA polymerase II cis-regulatory region sequence-specific DNA binding. Bases 1174 to 1911 code for a protein of 245 amino acids. The transcript is spliced from 2 exons. Gene Ontology annotation, cellular component: nucleus; transcription regulator complex. The record is from RefSeq and is a predicted model, not a curated record.